Microthlaspi erraticum is the source of this 579-nucleotide messenger RNA. The record is from the annotation of a GenBank genome assembly. NCBI's taxonomy places the organism in Eukaryota, Viridiplantae, Streptophyta, Magnoliopsida, Brassicales, Brassicaceae.
AUGUACGAGUACGAGACGCACGUCCAAGCAGCGGUUGUGUGUGCCAAGAAGCUCCAGCUUCACUUGCGGCUACGUAGCGGCGGUCACGACUAUGAAGGGCUCUCGUUCGUCGCCGAGAACGUAACUCCGUUUGUGAUCAUCGAUCUGUCGAAGCUUAGACAGGUCGACGUCGAUUUGGACAGUAACAGCGCGUGGGCUCACGCUGGUGCUACCAUCGGAGAGGUUUAUUACAGCCUUGGCAUGGGCGGCCACUUAGUCGGCGGAGCCUACGGUUCCAUGAUGCGUAAAUUCGGUCUCGGCGCUGACAAUGUUCUCGACGCGAGAAUCGUCGACGCCGACGGACAGAUCCUUGAUCGCGCGGCGAUGGGAGAAGACGUCUUCUGGGCGAUUCGUGGCGGUGGAGGCGGGGGCUUCGGGGUGAUUCUCGCCUGGAAGAUCAAGCUCGUUCUGGUUACGGCUACCGUGACGGUAUUCACAGUCACGAAGAUGCUUGAGCAAGACGGGACCAGAGUUUUGUACAAAACUACAAAUGGCAACAAGUCGCGGACAAACUCGACGAAGAAGUCUUCAUUCGCGUGA